This is a messenger RNA of Helianthus annuus (common sunflower), 672 nucleotides long. RefSeq names its product probable ascorbate-specific transmembrane electron transporter 1. Lineage: Eukaryota; Viridiplantae; Streptophyta; Magnoliopsida; Asterales; Asteraceae. The record is from RefSeq and is a predicted model, not a curated record. Gene Ontology annotation, molecular function: oxidoreductase activity. The transcript has 4 exons. The coding region runs from base 1 to 672 and encodes 223 amino acids.
AUGGCAAACAAUGGCUCGAGUUAUCGGAUGUCGGCCUUUCCGGUGACCGUCUUCUCACAUUUGUUAGCGGUGUCUAUUGCCACCCUUGUGUUGUAUUGGCUUUUAAAGUUGAGGGAAGGCGUUGCAUUCACAUCUCAUGUCAAAAUCCAGAUUUUCAAUUUGCAUCCACUUCUUACACUACUUGGAUUCAUAAUUUGUUCAGGGGAAGCGAUCAUAACAUACAAGGGGAUCCUUGCAACUAGACAAGCCCUUAAACUAAUUCAUCUAGUAUUACAUUUACUUGCCCUUUUUGCUGGAAUCUUGGGCAUUUGUGCAGUUUUUAAGUUUCAUAAUGAACUCAAAAUCGCGCAUGCGUACACUUUACAUUCCUGGACCGGUUUGUCUACCAUCUGCUUAUUUGGCCUUCAGUUGUUACUUGGAUUUGUCACAUUCUUGUUCCCGGGUGCCAAGUCAGGAACACGGGCCAGAUUUGCGCCGUGGCAUAUUUUUACUGGUGUAGUCGUGUUUUUCAUGGCGAUAGUGACCGCGGAAACCGGGUUAAUGGAAGUAUUUAUGUUUCAGAAGUUGUAUAGAGGUCAAGAAGCCCUUGUGGUGAACUUUAUAGGAUUAUUGGUACUUGUAUUUUGGAUAUCUGUUGGUCUUAUUGUUGUCCUUCCUUCAAAAAGGAAAUAG